CGAGGACAAAUGAUAAUUUAUAUCGCGGAUCAAAUAAUUCGAACAUGAUCGAUAUUCUAAAAUAUUGAGUAAAAUUUGCGGAUAAUCCUAGUAGAAGGUAAGCAUAGGAAAUGAUCUAUACAUUAUCACGAGUCAACGUGCUCCUGUCGUUUAAUGACCUCGUCUAACCUCGAAGCGAUGAUCAGAAGCAUUGAAUUUUCCAAAUUUAACAUAAAUUAAAGCGUUGCGUACGCAUAGAGUCACUUACCUUUUCCCAGACAGCACGAAAGUACACCGAAGAAGGUCCAUGUCGAAGUCAGGAAGGAAAUUCGUCGAUAAGAAAUCAAAGAUCUACCGUGUAUUUAUUACAUCACUGGUGUUUCGUUGACGAUCGAUCGAUGAUCGUCAGAUGCAAGAUUCAAGCAUGCGCCGUGAUCAUGGCAAGCUCAUACACGUCUGCAACCGUACGUACUUGUAAUUAUAAAAAAAACUAUACCGUGUAAUUUUUAUUUCUAAUUUUUAAAUUUAUAUGCCGAGCGUUAACGGUUAUCUUGAAAUAUUGAAAUAUCAUUUUGAAAUACGUGAAUAGAAAAAGAUUAAAAGAUUAUUGGUUACCACCGGACCAACGCAUCCGAACAUUUGACCGAUUUAAUUCAUAAAAACAAUCUUGACUCGUAGUGAACUUUAAUUCAGAAAAAAAUCGUUUCAAUUGAAACGGGUCAAUUCACUUCUCGUCAUUCUCUGAAAUUUUCACAUUAUCAGUUCCAGAAUUUUCGCACGAAUUUCAUUUCAAACGUUAAUUACGAAGUUUCGAUGUUUCUGUUUGCCUUCCAUAGAUCCUGCCGAUAUUAAAUUUCAUUCGUCUAAUUAAACAGGCUUAUGAAUUACCUUGCAUCGUUCCAUUUCUUCGUGAAUUACGGUAUGCUGGCAGUUAUUCCAAACAUUUCCUAUCGCGUCGAAGCUAUGCUUAGCGGAGUAACGCAAGCUGUUACAGAUAUUAGGCAACAUAACUGGCGUCUUCCGGAUAUACUAACAAAGAAAAUUCCUCCUAUAUUUAGUUGACCGUUAAAACGAGCCACAUGCCAUGGGAAAUCGAGGCGCAUGCUUCGUUACCACGGCGACCGAUUCGCUUAACCGUACACAAAGCCUGCAAAUAAACCUAGCAUCAGUCAUUUUUCCGUUCUGUUCGAAAGGGAGACACCCUAAACCUCCGAAUAAAUCGUACUCGAAACAGCUUCUCGAAGUGAUUUCAAUCUCGCAAGCAAGCGAACGUCAAUUAGUUAGUUCUCUUUCUCUAAAUUAUCGCGGCUCGAUAAAUCCAAGUUUCUUCAGGUUACCGAUCUCGGCCCCAUGUCGGUGGAGGGUGAGUUUUUCCUCUCGAUCGCAGGAUCGAUCGAGCACGGGGAGUUUUACGAUGUCAACAACGCGUACUGCAAAUACGGGUUCCACUUCGGACCGGAAUGGAGCGUAAUCGCCGGUAUCGAGGAAGGUCUGACGCAGAUGUGCAAGUGCAGCAACGAUCCUCGAAAUCUGGCAGUCUGGAACUUCCCGCUGGAAGUCACGUUCAAGAGUACCAACCCGCACGGAUGGCCUCAGUUAAUAAUAUCUGUUUACGGGUUGGACACCUUCGGCCACGAUGUCAUCAGAGGAUACGGAGUGUGUCAUUUGCCGCUGGAAACAGGUCACCACGAGAAAAGGUACUAUGAUUAUGGUCCUUGA
Heterotrigona itama is the source of this 1698-nucleotide messenger RNA. NCBI's taxonomy places the organism in Eukaryota, Metazoa, Arthropoda, Insecta, Hymenoptera, Apidae. The record is from the annotation of a GenBank genome assembly.